This is a messenger RNA of Asterias rubens (European starfish), 1044 nucleotides long. Its product is annotated as 40S ribosomal protein S6-like. Gene Ontology annotation, cellular component: ribosome. NCBI's taxonomy places the organism in Eukaryota, Metazoa, Echinodermata, Asteroidea, Forcipulatida, Asteriidae. Gene Ontology annotation, molecular function: structural constituent of ribosome. Bases 92 to 826 code for a protein of 244 amino acids. The record is from RefSeq and is a predicted model, not a curated record. Gene Ontology annotation, biological process: translation. The transcript is spliced from 5 exons.
GCGCCCUCUAGUGUUUGACUGGCAAGUUCUCGCAAAAUCUCGUUAUACAUGUCCUUUUACGUGGUGUCGCUGGCAAAAGCAAUCGGCAGCCAUGAAGAUCAACGUCAGCUACCCAGCCACUGGCUGUCAGAAGCUCAUUGAAGUCGAUGAUGAACUCAAGAUGAGGGCCUUCUACGAGAAGCGCAUGGCACAAGAGAUGUCUGCCGAGAGUCUUGGAGAUGAAUGGAAGGGUUACAUUGUACGUAUCAGCGGUGGCAACGACAAGCAGGGAUUCCCCAUGAAGCAGGGAGUGCUUACCAACGGGCGUGUACGCCUUUUGCUCACCAAGGGGCACUCGUGCUACCGCCCCCGCAGAAAGGGAGAGAGGAAGCGCAAGUCCAUCCGUGGCUGCAUUGUGGACAACAAUCUGUCUGUCCUCAAUCUGGUCAUCGUCAAGAAGGGUGAUGUGGAUAUUCCAGGUCUGACAGACAAGACUAUCCCUCGCCGUCUUGGACCCAAGAGAGCAGGCAAGAUCCGCAAACUCUUCAACCUCUCAAAGGAUGAUGAUGUGCGCCAGUACGUUGUAAGACGUCCCCUCCCAGAGAAAGAAGGCAAGAAGCAGCGUUACAAGGCACCCAAGAUCCAGCGUCUUAUCACCCCACAGCGUCUCCAGCGCAAGCGUCAUAACCUCUCCCUCAAGCGUAGACGUGCUGCCAAGAACAAGGAGCAAGCCGCCGAGUACGCCAAGCUCCUCGCUCAGCGCCAAAAGGAGAAGAGAGAUGCCCACCUCAAGAGAAAGCGAUCUGCGUCCAUGAGGGAAUCACACAGGGAGUCAACUUCAAAGUAGAUACUACAAAAAAAAAAUGGCCGGGUUGGUCAAAGCAGGAUUGAAUGCUCAUGAGUUGUCGAGUUCAAAAUGCUUUUGGUGACGAAUCUUUCACCAAGUUUAAGGAAAAACUCAUGAUAAAAUGUUGAGUAUUUUAAGAUUGAGAGAAAGUUCACACACAUGUAAUGAAGCUUCAUCUGACGCUUUAUGAGAUUUAUCACUGGACUACCGAGGAAUAA